Molecule: messenger RNA, 1828 nt
Organism: Oreochromis niloticus (Nile tilapia)
Lineage: Eukaryota; Metazoa; Chordata; Actinopteri; Cichliformes; Cichlidae
Product: cell adhesion molecule 2-like
Exons: 6
Coding region: 213-1358 (381 amino acids)
Biological process (GO): negative regulation of T cell proliferation; T cell costimulation; immune response
Cellular component (GO): external side of plasma membrane
Source: RefSeq, a predicted model, not a curated record
CCGCAGAGUCCGAGUGAGCAGCUGAAAGUCAGCUUUAUUUCAAAUUUAAAUGUAAUCUGAUUUAUUCAGUAUUUAAAGUCAGGCUCUGUUAUUGACUGAAAACAGCGACAGACUCAGACAUUUAGAACAAACUAAGAGUCGGAUCAGCACAAAUACUGACACAGAGAUGGCUGCUGGCACUGCGCUGCUCUGCUCCUCUUUGCUGUUUGUCCAUGUCUUCGUCCCUGCAGUUGCUGGUCUGUCUGUGUAUCCACCCUGCUUCAUCCGCGUGUUUCCCUGCUGCCAACCGUCAUCUGUUUUCUGCUCGCUGUUAUUCGUGUUCAGAGCCUAAGAUCAUUACAGCAAAGUCUGGACAGGACGUCACUCUGACAUGUCGAGCUCCAAAUAUCAGCAUCACAGGUGUAAAGUGGAGCAGAAAUCACCUGGAGCCAGAAAAUAUCUUUUUGUACCAGGAUGGUCGCUUUGAUCCAGACAACCAGCAUCCAUUUUUUAAGAACCGGGUGGAUCUGCAGGACAGACAGAUGAAGGAUGGAGACGUGUCUUUGAUUCUGAAGGAUGUGACGAUUAUUGACACUGGAACAUACGAGUGUGGUGUCUUCACAGAAGGAGCAGAUUUAUUGAACCUCAUCACCAUGAUCGACCUGAGUGUUGAUCCUGCAGUUGAGAAAACCAUCACAGCUGAGUUUAGACAGAAGAGUGUCACUCUGACAUGUCGAGCUCCAAACAACAAGAAGAUCACUGGUGUAAAGUGGAUCACAGAUGACCUGAAAUCAGUUCUUUUGUACCAGGAUGGUUACUUUGAUCCAUCCAACCAGCCUCCAUCUUUUAAGAACCGAGUGAAUCUGCGGGACAAACUGAUGAAGGAUGGAGACAUGUCUUUGAUUCUGAAAGAUGUGAUCACUGAUGACACUGGAAGAUAUGUGUGUGCUGUCUUCAUGGAAGAAACAAGCUCAUGGAAGUUCAUCAGCAGCAUCUACCUAAGGGUUUCUCCAGACCAGAAAAUCAUCACAGCUGAGUCUGGACAGGACGUCAUCCUGCCAUGUCGAGCUAGAAAGAACAACAUUGAACAUGUAGAGUGGAAAAGAGCUGACCUGAAGACAGAAAAUGUGUUUUUCCGUAGUUAUUGUGACAUUAUUCUAGAUGGCCAGCAUCCAUCUUUUAAGAACCGGGUGGAUCUGCAGGACAGACAGAUGAAGGAUGGAGACGUGUCUUUGAUUCUGAAAGAUGUGACAAUUAAUGACGCUGGAACAUACGAUUGUGGUGUCUCAAUUGAAGAAGCACACAUAUGGGAUCACAGCACCAUCCACCUUCAUGUUGUUCCUCCAGGUAAAUCAGGAGGAGACAGAGAUGAACUGUGAAUCAGACGAUCUGAGGACAUAAAUGAACUCUCCUGAACAUCCAGCACUGAUUUUGCUUUAUGUAUUCUGAUUCUCUUGUUGUGCUUUGUUGAUUAUUAUUGGUUCUUAGGUUUGGUUCUUAUGCCCUCGUGUUUAGGGUAGGUUUAUUUUAGUGUCAAGUCUGCGUCUUUGUGAAUUGCUUCUUGGUACAUGUCUUAUGUCAGUGUAUUUAGUUUUGCUUUCCCCCAUCUUGUUAGCCCUAAUUUCUUCCAGCUGUGUCUCCUAUUCCCUGAUUACUCCCAUGUAUUUAAGCACUGUGUUUGCCUUUGCCUCUACAUGUGUGGUUUUCCCUCAUGUUCCUGUUUAGUUUUUCUCUUCCAGUGCUUCAGUCCUUGGUUCCUAUGUCCAGAGUUUUGUUUUUUGGUGAGUUUAAUUUAUUAAGAGGUUUUUUUUUUUUUUUCCCCAAUAAUAAAGCUGUACUUUAAGUUUAA